Molecule: messenger RNA, 253 nt
Organism: Solanum verrucosum
Lineage: Eukaryota; Viridiplantae; Streptophyta; Magnoliopsida; Solanales; Solanaceae
Product: protein PSY1
Exons: 2
Coding region: 1-234 (77 amino acids)
Source: RefSeq, a predicted model, not a curated record
AUGGCGGCUGGUUUUGGAAUUCGACACUACUUGUGUAUGAUGUUUCUUCUUUCAAUUAUAUUUUGUGUUUCAGCGCGAAAUUUCAUUUCAAUCUCAGAUGAUGAGAUGACAAUGUUACAAGUGCAGAUGAAGAGGUCACUGCUUUCAGUGCAGCUAGAUGAUUAUGGUUCACCUUCUGCGAACCGCAAUCACUAUCCUGGCAAGCCCAGCAAGUCCAAAGGUGGCCGUGGCUAGUUCAUGCCCUGAACUAUAA